Messenger RNA from Endocarpon pusillum Z07020, 474 nucleotides. RefSeq lists its product as uncharacterized. NCBI's taxonomy places the organism in Eukaryota, Fungi, Ascomycota, Eurotiomycetes, Verrucariales, Verrucariaceae. The record is from RefSeq and is a predicted model, not a curated record. The transcript is spliced from 2 exons. The coding region runs from base 1 to 474 and encodes 157 amino acids.
AUGCCGAGCAAAGAAGCUAUUCAAAAACUGAUUGCAGCGCGCGGGGCAGGUAUCCGGGCAGCAUCCGAGAAGCGGGAUGUGGAUGAUUUGAUGUCGUGGUACUCGAAAGACGCUGUUUUCACGAACGUCUUCAACAACUACACUCUCGAAGGCAUCGAUGCGGUGCGCGGCAUGUAUGCACACGUCUACAAAGCUAUCCCGUCGUUCAAAAUCAGCGACGGAGGGGCUACGGGGUUCACGCCGGAAUUUGUGGCUGCCGAGAUGACAUGUGAGGGCACCGCCGCGGUGGAUCUUCCGCAAAUGGGAUGGAAGGCGGGCGAGACCAUGAUCAUGACGGGUGUGUCGUUGUUUUGGUUUCGAUGGGAGGGAGAAGGCGACGAGUGGGACGGUAGUCUCUCCGAUGAAGACGUGCAUGGCUGGAAGAUCAUUCGAGAGCGCGCGUACUUUCAGUUCACCAAGCAGGCUUCGGAAUAG